Messenger RNA from Brettanomyces nanus, 681 nucleotides. RefSeq lists its product as uncharacterized. Gene Ontology annotation, biological process: L-cysteine catabolic process. The record is from RefSeq and is a predicted model, not a curated record. NCBI's taxonomy places the organism in Eukaryota, Fungi, Ascomycota, Pichiomycetes, Pichiales, Pichiaceae. The transcript has a single exon. Gene Ontology annotation, molecular function: cysteine dioxygenase activity; ferrous iron binding. The coding region runs from base 1 to 681 and encodes 226 amino acids.
AUGACUAUUACUCAAGAAGCUCAUAGCAGCGUAAUUGCAAGAACCUGUGACGUCAACGAGCAGCUCAGUUUCGAUGAACUUGUGGCCAAACUGGGUGAGAUUUUGAACGUUUCUCAGCAUCUCGAUGUCUCGAACAUUGACCAUGUACAAAUUCAAGCGCUAAUGGAUAGAUACCAAUCCAACGAAGAUGACUGGUCCAAAUGUGCUCUACGGGAGAGUUCCAGAGGCUACACCAGAAAUGGCGUGGUGAACUUCGGUGAUAACGCCAAUUUAUUAAUUCUUGUGUGGAACCCGGGUAAAGGCUCUGCCAUUCAUGAUCAUGCCGGAGCACAUUGCGUGAUGAAGAUUCUUAAGGGGACUCUGCAAGAGGAGUUGUUUGAUAACUCUGAUUCAGAAAGCACCCAGGAGCCCGAAAAGCCCAAAAAGAUGCAAUGCUUUGACAAGCACUUGAUGUACGUCAAUCAGAGUCGUUACAUCAAUGACCAUAUUGGAGUUCAUCGAGUCACGAACAAGGGAAAGGAGCCGGCUGUCAGUCUUCACUUGUAUACUCCACCCUAUGCGAUGAAAUACGGUUGUAAUAUCUUUAGUGAAACGGCAGGCCGUAAAUCACAUGUUGAUAUGUCCAAACUGUACAGUUGGCAGGGUAAGAUUGUCAAUAAGAAUAUGUAUUCGAAUUGCUGA